This is a messenger RNA of Lathyrus oleraceus (garden pea), 1793 nucleotides long. Its product is annotated as UDP-N-acetylglucosamine transporter UGNT1. The coding region runs from base 211 to 1359 and encodes 382 amino acids. The record is from RefSeq and is a predicted model, not a curated record. The transcript is spliced from 9 exons. NCBI's taxonomy places the organism in Eukaryota, Viridiplantae, Streptophyta, Magnoliopsida, Fabales, Fabaceae.
AAAAACUCACAUCAUAUCCAUAAUUUUUUGUUUGAAAAUAUGAUUUUUAAUAGAAAAAAAUCAGUCAUCUUUGUCACCUUUACUACUACCGUUACAGGUUUUUAAGGAUCUGAAUUGGAAGAGUGAAGUUGGAGUACUUGAAGUGCAUGAAGUGAGAGUGUGGAAGUUCCGAGUCACGAAACUCAGAGGUUGAGAUUUGAAAACUGCAAAAUGUCUCAUAAAUCUUCUUAUUCAUCGGAGAAUAUGCUUCCGGUGUCAGAUCCUCCGAACGACGAAGACCGCGAGAGGCUUCUCCAAGGCGAUGAUAAGAUCUUUAGAGGUUCGUCCAUGGCUAAACGAGGAAUUUUCGCUGCUAUCUCUUACAUGUCUUGCGCUGGUUCGUUCACUCUUCUUAAUUCUUAUUCAAUUUUGUUUUCAAUUCACGUAACUGCAUUUCAUCAAUUACUCAGUUUUCUCUGUUUUUAUUUUGCAGUUCUAUUGGUGAUGUUUAAUAAGGCAGCUCUUUCGUCUUAUAACUUUCCAUCUGCAAAUUUCAUUGCACUUCUUCAGAUGGUAUGCUCGUGUUGUUUUCUCUAUUUUUUGAGGAGUAGGAGGAUAAUUUCUUUCACAGCUGGUGAAGCAGAAGUUAUAUCAGAAAACUCAAAAAUAUUUGUGCCAUUGAAGACUUUGAGGCACACUUUUCCUAUUGCAGGAUCAUAUUUACUUUAUAUGUUAGUCACUAUGGAGUCUGUUCGGGGAGUAACUGUUCCAAUGUAUACCACCCUUAGGAGGACCACAGUAGUAUUUACAAUGCUUGUGGAGUAUAUGCUGGUGGGGCAAAAGUAUACACGUUCUAUAAUUUUCAGUGUUGGCUUGAUUGUCUUUGGUGCAUUUAUCGCUGGAGCGCGGGAUUUAUCUUUUGAUGCCUACGGUUAUGCCAUUGUUUUCCUGUCAAAUAUCACUACAGCUAUAUAUCUUGCAACGAUAGCCCGUGUUGGAAAAACUAGUGGCCUUAAUAGCUUUGGUCUUAUGUGGUGCAAUGGUAUCAUAUCCGGGCCACUUUUGUUUAUUUGGACAUUAGUUCAGGGUGACUUGACGAUGACUAUUAAUUUUCCUCAUCUUCUUUCGCCUGGUUUUAUUGUUGUUUUGCUUUUAUCCUGCAUCCUCGCUUUCUUCCUGAACUACAGUAUCUUUCUUAACACAACUUUGAAUUCAGCUCUGACACAAACAAUUUGUGGUAAUAUGAAGGAUCUAUUUACUAUUGGCUUUGGCUGGAUAAUUUUUGGCGGGCUACCAUUUGAUUUUUGGAAUGUUAUUGGACAAUCUCUUGGAUUUGCGGGUUCUGGUUUAUAUGCCUUCUAUAAACUCAUUGGCAAAUAGCUUGUCAAGUUCUUCGGUUGGCGUCUUUAUGAAUUUAGGAACAUCAUUUGCUUCAGUUAUCUGGUCUUACUAAAUCCAUCUAAAAAGCAGAAGAAUCUGAAUCGACCUUAGAUCUGUCGAACUUGUGAUCGAGCUAAUCUAACUUAUUAGAUUUUGCCAAGUGAGAAAUGGACAUGAGCUAAAAUUACCAGGAAUUGGGACAAUCUAUGCUGUGCUGGCUUCAGUGUAUUCAAACAAUUAUUCAACCUAACAAUUAAUUCACCCAGUGCUUUUGAUGAAUCAGUUGCACCACUCUCUCCUCAUUUCUGAAUUUAUUAGGAAUUUCCAUGUAUCUAUUUUUUUAAAGUCCAGUAUUAGAAUCAAACAUUCCUUAUAUACUUUAUGCUACUUGAGGUAAUGCUCUCACCCUAUAUACUUGUUCAUUUUAUGCCUCA